GAAGCCCGUUCUAAAACAAUCCAGCCCAUUUAAGCGGCACUGGUUUACGCUUUAAAGCGUGAUGAGAUUUGACUCGAUCAAAUGCGAAGCAAUACGCCAUAGCCUACCCUCUCCCGUCGCUUCCUUCGGAGAAGCCCUGCGCCAUAGGCAUCCCCUCUCCUUCCUCUCCAUUUCGAAUAUAUGCUGAGCCUCUAUAAACUCAAAUAGCUCUCUCUCUCUCUCUCUCUCUCUCUCCGACGACGACGACGACGACGAUCGGAUCGAAGCCAAGCCACCCACAGGAGAGCUCUAUCGUUGUCGUAAUCUUAUAAGAUCCUCCGACGAAACCCUAAAAUCCCUAACCCUAGCCCUAGCCCUAGCCCUAGCCCGAUCUCCAACUCGAUCUCCCGGAGGUAGCGGUAGCGAAGGCGAAGGCGAUGGAGGUGAAGCUGUGGCACGACAAGCGGGAGCGGGAGCUCCUGGACAGCCUCGCCGAUCUCUACGCCAUCAUAAAGACGACGGAGAAGCUGGAGAAGGCGUACGUGCGGGACCUGGUGUCGUCCACGGAGUACGAGGCGGAGUGCCUGAAGCUGAUCGCCCAGUUCAAGACGCUGUCCUCGUCCCUCCGCGACGCCGUCCCCUCCGUCGACCGCUUCGCCGACGCCUACAAGAUGGACUGCCCCGCCGCCCUCAACCGCCUCCUCGUCUCCGGCGUCCCCGCCACCGUCGAACACCGCGCCUCCGCCUCCUCCGCCUCCGCCUCCGCCGCCGCCUCCUCCGCCUCCGCCAUCGCCCAGUGCGUCCAGCACUUCAUCACCGCCAUGGACGCCGUCAAGCUCAACAUGGUCGCCGUCGACCAGGUCCACCCCCUCCUCUCCGACCUCUCCGCCUCCUUCGCCAAGCUCGGCGCCAUCCUGCCCCCCGACUUCGAGGGCAAGGUCAAGGUCAGGGAGUGGCUCGCCAGGCUUGCCAAGAUGGGCGCCGCCGACGAGCUCACCGAACAGCAGUCCAGGCAGCUCCACUUCGAUCUCGACUCCUCCUACAACGCCUUCAUGGCCGCCCUGCCCAGCGCCGGAUCCUGAUCCCUCUCUUGCUAUUCUCCCGCGCCGGCGCCUGUCUUAGGUCCUUUCCUUUCCCCCCACCUCUCUUGUAUCAUCAUUAGUUAAUUCCGUCCGGUCUUUCGUCUUUGUUUCGGUGUUGUAAAUAAAAGACCUGCUGCUUUUGCUGCUAUUGAUCAGAUGUGACCUAAUAAUUUGCCGCACGCAAACUGCUCUUUAUGAUUUAUGAUGAUGCGCUCUGAUUUGUAGAUAAUAGAUUUGUGCUGUUUUAGCGGGUUUAGAAGGGUUGCUGGAAUGAUAGAUCCCGGAAUAAAAAGAAAAUAUAUUCGUUUUGUGUUAGUUAUCAGGUUAA
This is a messenger RNA of Ananas comosus (pineapple), 1389 nucleotides long. Its product is annotated as vacuolar protein sorting-associated protein 28 homolog 1-like. Gene Ontology annotation, molecular function: protein-containing complex binding. The record is from RefSeq and is a predicted model, not a curated record. Gene Ontology annotation, biological process: protein transport to vacuole involved in ubiquitin-dependent protein catabolic process via the multivesicular body sorting pathway. Gene Ontology annotation, cellular component: ESCRT I complex. Bases 417 to 1061 code for a protein of 214 amino acids. The transcript has a single exon. Lineage: Eukaryota; Viridiplantae; Streptophyta; Magnoliopsida; Poales; Bromeliaceae.